Quercus lobata is the source of this 2900-nucleotide messenger RNA. RefSeq names its product FHA domain-containing protein DDL-like. Lineage: Eukaryota; Viridiplantae; Streptophyta; Magnoliopsida; Fagales; Fagaceae. Gene Ontology annotation, molecular function: protein binding. The transcript has 11 exons. The record is from RefSeq and is a predicted model, not a curated record. The coding region runs from base 267 to 1649 and encodes 460 amino acids.
UUGCUACGAGCAGGUAGAACACGAUCCAAGCCGAUUCCCACGUGGCCAAUGUCCAUUGGUCGCCAAAACCAACUGGACUGAAACCCAAUAAAACUGAGUAUACACUGUAGCCUUCCCCCAAAACCCCUCUUCUCAAUCACUGUGACAACACACACAUACAAAAUACAAACAACAACGAAGCCCAAACCCUAUCAGUAUCACCACCGAGUCGGCGAGUUCACUCCGAUUCUCCUCUCACUCACUCGGUAGUACAUUGUGGAUCAAGUAUGGGGCGUGAUGUUUCCAAUCAUUCAGAAUCUCCGGUUAGGGGGCGGAGGUCUCCUCAUAGGAGGAGUCCAUCUCGAAGAGAAAGAUCACCCGCCCGACAUAGGGGUUCCCGCAGAAACGGUUCGGAGGCAAGAGAGAAACAUUCUGGUCGUGCCAAGUCUCCAAAGCAGGCACCUUCGAGCUCUCCUGUUAGGCGGUCACCUUCUCCCAGGACAAAACGGUUGAGGAGAGCUCAGGCUGAAAGGGAGGUUGAUAGAGAAACUGAGAGAGCUCGCUCGCCUUCUCCCCGAACGAAGCGGUCAAGGAGAGCUCAAGAUGAAAGGGAGGUUGAGAGAGAAACCGAGAGAGAGCAUGAAAAGAAUCAUGGCAGGGGGAGUGAUAGGGGGAGACAAAGGGAAACUGGGGAUGAGAGAAAAGAGAGAAGGCCAGCUAAGCAUGAUAAUGAGGUUGAGAGAGAAACUGAGAGAGAGCAUGAAAAAAAUCAUGGAAAGGGGAUUGAUAGUGGGGCACAUAGGGAAAGGGGUUCUGAGAGAGAAAGUGGGGUUGAGAGAAAAGAGAGGAGGUCGAGGAGGGAUGAUAAUGAGGUUGAGAGAGAGCAUGAAAGUCAUCAUAGCAGGGGAAGCGAUAGGGGGACACUUAGGGAAAAGGGUUCUGAUAGGGAAACUAGGGGCGAUAGAAAAGAGAGGUCAGGUAGAGAUGAUAGCAAGUCUUCAAGAUCAAGACACGAGCGGUCUACUUCUCCAUUAGAUCGUCAUCACAAGAGCAGGCACAGAUCUCAAUCACCUCAACCAGCUGCUGAUUCCAGAGAUCGUGACGAGGUGACAGACUUAAGAGGAUCUGAAGAGCGGAAUAAUGAGAAUGAUUCAGUAGCUAAGAUGAAGGCUGCCCAGGAGGCCUUGGAAGCAAAGGAAAAGCAAAAACCUUCAUUCGAGUUAUCAGGAAAGCUUGCUGCAGAAACCAAUAGAGUCAAAGGUGUGACACUUCUGUUCAAUGAACCCCCAGAGGCUCGAAAACCUGAUGUAAGAUGGCGGCUUUAUGUUUUCAAGGGUGGCGAAGUGCUAAAUGAACCCCUUUAUAUACAUCGUCAAAGUUGUUACCUUUUUGGGAGGGAACGAAGGGUGGCAGACAUUCCAACAGACCACCCAUCCUGCAGCAAGCAACAUGCUGUUAUUCAAUUCAGACAAGUGGAAAAGGAGCAACCUGAUGGUACAGUAUCAAAGCAAGUAAGGCCUUACUUAAUGGACCUUGGAAGCACAAAUAAAACUUAUAUUAAUGAUAAUGCCGUUGAACCUCAACGCUAUUAUGAACUUAUAGAAAAAGACACUGUUAGAUUUGGUAAUAGUAGAAGCUGGGUGGGUGUUGAUGGAAAAUACAAACCGUAAAAAAGAGAGGGAUAUUGAAAUUGAGAUAUCUGUGAUCACAGCUAAUUAAUUGAGUGGAAUCUAAAAGCAUGUAAAGUUCAAGUGAUGAAUUAUGAUGGUCCCUUUAAAUGUAAUGCAGCCCAUCUUUCUCACAUUCACACAACAAAGUAGGGGUUUGUUCUUGAAAGUAAAGAAAAGGGAAGUAAAACUUAGUUCAUCGCUUGUCAAAUCCUAGAUAUAUAAUAUUGUGCAGCAUGAGGGUACCUGAGUUGAGUGUUAUUUUAUCAUUGGAGUUUAUCCGUGCAGAAAAAAAUUAUUUGCAAUGGUUCUAAGAAAUAGUACUGUUUGUUUGCAAACGGUUGUUUUCUUAUGGGAUUGAUGAGUUUCAUUUUUCAUAUGGUAGUUAUAUUAGGUAGUUUCGGACUUGUAAAGGAACUCCUGAUUUCCUUCACCUUAAAUUUUAGGGGUUUGAUUAUCUUAGAAGAUGAAUUUGGUCAUAUUGUUAUGUAAAACCAGAGGAAUAAGGAUAUUUGGAAAAUGUUGAAUACAUUUCAUUUUUGUUGCUUAAGCAAGGUUGAAUCUUUCUUGGCCAUGGGAUAACAUAAAGAUUUAUGGUGUUAAUUAUAAGCAAUAAUUUGUUUCCUAGAAAAAAGGUUCCUAUCGCCUUUAUAAGAGAUAAAGAUAGCAAUUCUUGUGGCUUUUCAGCCAAAGGAAUUCUUUUCGUGAUGACCCCAAAAGCAUGUUUUUCUUGUAAACAGUGAGCACUUGUUUCCAGAAACCUUUGUAGGCUCAAUCUACCCCUCCCUUCUCUUCCUCCUCUUCCAGAACUGGUUUUUCCUGUGACCUUAAUUGUGUGUGCGGUCAUGAGUUAUGACAGUUUUAAUCGUUUUCUUGUUCAGAAAAUUUAUUUUUUUAUAGAUAGAAGUAAAUAGAAUGAGCAGCUUCGGAAUAUGUAAAGACUGGAUAAAAGAGUGUUGAGCUCUUUAUAUUGGAUUCCGAUGUGUGAAUAAGUUUGAGCAUUUCUGCCUGAUAGGCCUGCUUGUGAGUAAUCUUACUGUGUAUUAAACUCAUUUAAAGAAAAUUCUUCCGUACACAUGGGAGCUUAUUAGUCAUGUGUGGUUAGGGAAAUUGAUGUAUUCAUUGGUUGUCAAGUGGGUAUGUGUUGAACUGAGAAUUUUUUUAGAAUCACUACGCUUAAGAAUUUCUUGUGUUCUGCUGCUGUUAUGAUUUCUUGACCUUACUGUAUUAAUCUGAACAGUUCAUGUUGCAUCA